This is a messenger RNA of Lucilia sericata (common green bottle fly), 3336 nucleotides long. RefSeq names its product putative mediator of RNA polymerase II transcription subunit 26. The record is from RefSeq and is a predicted model, not a curated record. Lineage: Eukaryota; Metazoa; Arthropoda; Insecta; Diptera; Calliphoridae. The coding region runs from base 1 to 3336 and encodes 1111 amino acids. Gene Ontology annotation, cellular component: cilium; microtubule. Gene Ontology annotation, biological process: cilium assembly. Gene Ontology annotation, molecular function: microtubule binding. The transcript has 3 exons.
AUGAUUACGGGAGCUGAAGGCCGGCAAAAUCACACGUUAUUAGAUAUAAAGAAACAACAAUGGGCUAAAGAAAAGGAGGAGAUUGCCAAAUUGGAUGAAAUGUUUUCCUCCUCUAUGCAAUCAUCAUCUUCCACACAUCAUCACCAGAAAAUAGAACGCACUUCCAUACGCACUUACUACUCCAACCUGGAUCUGAGUCAGACCUCUAAGAGAAGCUCAAGGCAACAUUUAUAUCAACAACAACAGCAGCAGCAGCAACAGCAACAACAAUCCUACAAUAAUAAUAUGCAAUCCUCUAAUAACAGAAACCCCAAUUCCAAACAAAGACCUCAACUCCAACAAUCCCAGCCAGCUGUAGAUAACCAGUUGGUGAAAAGAGGACCAGAGGAUUACAUGAAUAAUUAUAUUGAUCGAGAUGAUGAAGACUUCUUAGAUGAUAUGGGACAUGAAGGAGAUUUUGAGGAUGAUUUACAGCCUUAUAUGAAAAUGAGAAGGAACAGCCAUCAUCCGGGACGAGCGCCUUUAUUAAAUCAACGUCAUAAUACUACUAGUAUGAUGUCGCAACAACCUGGACAACGUAAAUAUUCUUAUGUGGAACUAAUGCCCAAUACUUUGCAAACAGCCAAGGGUAGAAUACAAAAUCAAAAUACACAUAUGCAACGUAUACGUAGUCCUAGUUUGCCCGUCAUACGUCACCGGGGUGACUAUUUUUCCUAUAAUCAACAGCAGCAGCAGCAGCAGCAACAACAGCAGCAGGAUAAAAUUCCUUUAAAGUUAGCUAUAAAUCCACAUAACACACAACUUAUUAGUGGGGAUCCUGGUAACCAGCAGCAACAACAACAACAACACCAUCAUCGACUAAACAAUCAGUUACAGGUAUUGCCAGGGAAUCCAGCGAAUGGUUGCCAGGAAGAAGACACUUCAGGCUAUUUAAGUGAUUCUCCUAAAAAUAUACACACCCCUAAUAUUUGGUUUAAUGAUGGCGCUAGUCAGGUGGAGAGUGUAGCAAGUGCUGUUGACAGCAACAGUUUAAUAUCGGCAGAAGGUUUGGAAUAUAUGGGCAGAAGAAGUAAAAGAUCAAUAAUAAAUCAACAACAACAACAGCAGCAAUUGUUGAGGACGGUGAAAGGUCAACAAACUCAAAAUGACGAACAUGUUCUAAAUAAAACUUAUAUUGUUAAGGGGAGAAGGGGUUCACAGCAACAACAACAACACCAGCAUUUCUAUGAGUCCUCUAAUUCUCCUUCUACUCCGAACCGUGAUGUAUCCACUUCGAAUACUUAUCAAAUACAUCAUACCGAUGAAUCAGAAAUUUAUACCCAGCAUACCCAAGAGGAACGUGAACGAGCCAAAUGGUGUUAUAACCAAAACCAGGAUAGUCACAGUAAACAUUUGCAACAACAAUAUGGUCCAGGAUGGCUAAGUCGUGGUCUCCAUGAUUUAAAGGAUAGUGAAGAUGAUACUCAAUCUCUGCAAUCUUCUUGCUAUCUUAGAGGACAAAAUGCUCCCAUAGAACCACACGUAAUGGCCGAACGUUUGGAUAAGAAACGCAAAGCUGCUGAGUAUCACAUGGCUAUCAAACAACAGCUGCAGGAACGAGAAUCCAUGCGCCGAUGGGAAUUGGAAAGACAUAGACAGGAAGAGCUACUGGAAGAAGAGCGUGUAAGAAAACAAAAGCAAAUGGAGCAAGAACGUUUGGAUAUGGAAAGAAGACAGCAGUUAGAAAAGGAAGAAAUGCAAAAGAGGAAACAGCAAGCCAUGCUAGAUGCCAUAGCCAAGGCCGAACAGGCUGCCAAAAUGGAAAAACUAAAGAAAAGGAAUAGGAAGCUACAACAGGAGGAAGAAGAAAGUCAAGAAAUGGAAAGCAAUGAAGCCGUGCGGACUGACGAAUCUAGAGCAGAAAAUCCCAAAGAAUUAUUAAAAGUCCUCUCCAUUGAUGCAGAAGAAGAACAAGCAAGGGUGUCGCAACCUGACACACCAGUUCUCACACAGGCUGAAAAAGAACCGCAACAACAACAGGAGGAAAAGGUUUUAAUCGGCACUCCCAUUAAUCUCAGAAGAGCCUUUAGCAAACCCAUUACCCCAACUCCUACAACAGACACCAAAAAACAAACCACUCCAGCAGGAGAAAAUGUAGUCAUUAUGCAGCCUGCUACACUCAUACCACUGCCAGUUACUUCGGAUAUUUUGGGGUUGCAGACUGCUAUAGGUAAUCUACAAAUUGCCACUUAUCUAAUGCAGCAACAUCUUAAGCCUACCACAGCAGCCUCAACAACAGACGAUUUUUCAAAAACAACAGGAGGAGCUUAUACCCAGAGGACCGAUACUUCCAUUUACACCGAAGAUGGUUAUCAACCGGAUAAGGUGGAAGACAUAGAAAAAGGUACCCAAACCGUCAAUGAUAUAUUUGAAAACCAAGGAAAACCUCAAGAGAAGAGUACACGCGAGAAUCUGGGAAAACAGGUGGAGUUUGCCGAACCCGAGGAAGAUUCAAAUAAACUGGCAUUAAUACCCUUAAUCAAUCGUUCCAAGCAAUCGCUCAGUGAAUCCUCAGAGGACUCGAAGGACCAACAAGAGUCCAAAAUUAGUCAAGAUGUGGAGACACAAACAGAAUUACCACUAAACUGUGAUCUAUGCCUGUUCCACGACAACUUUUAUAAAGUUUUGCUAAAACGCGAAGUCUCCACUACCACCACUACUCAUACAGCCAAGACAAAAACCAAACCUGCCAAAGAAGCUGAUAAAGAUCAUGAGACCACUACCACUACUACGACCACAACAACCACUACUUUCAAGGCCAAAUCUAAAGAUAAAGAUAAAAAACGUAACCCCAAAGAGGCCCACAACAAAAUAGAUGAACGUCCUAAAUGGGGUGUUAACCGGCCCAUAGUGCAAUAUGUCAAGGCCAGUGAUCGUGAUCCCUUUUGUUUGCGCAACAAGAAAAAACAUUGUCAUACAGCAGCCAAUAGUAAACAUUCACGUUCUCAAUCGGUAGACUCAAGACUGGAUAAUCAUGCCAAAGUUUGUAAUGAUAAAGAUGAAAAUGAGGAAAAUAAUGAGAGUGAAAACUCCGCCGCCGAGCAGGAAGGGUUCCUCCUAAAAGCACGCAAUGUUUGUACUGAAAUCCUACCCAUUAAAACCGAUGAAAAGGGAAGAAUAUUUUUGAAUUUUCGAGAAGCUAGCGCUAUAAUGAAUGAAGAUGAAAUUAAAGAGAAAUUAAGGCAAAAAUACUUUAAUUUUGGCAGGAUUUUACCCCGACGUAGUUGGGCCUCAGCUACCCAACAUGCUGGCAUAAAUUAUACCAUUGCAGGAGUGGGGGAUAUAAAUGGAGAUUGA